Messenger RNA from Ruditapes philippinarum (Manila clam), 1853 nucleotides. Its product is annotated as failed axon connections homolog. The coding region runs from base 7 to 1314 and encodes 435 amino acids. Gene Ontology annotation, cellular component: cytoplasm. Lineage: Eukaryota; Metazoa; Mollusca; Bivalvia; Venerida; Veneridae. The record is from RefSeq and is a predicted model, not a curated record. The transcript is spliced from 9 exons.
GACAACAUGCAGAACUAUUGCUUUAUUAUAUGUUUAUUUGUGUUAGACGGCUUUGUUUUACCUAUAGCGUGUCGGAACAUAAAGUUUUCAAAACAAGCCGAUUUGAGCGGGUAUACUUGUCCUACAAUGGAUAAGGGUUUUGAAUACGAUAAGUUGAAUUUAAUGCAGUGUCUGAAAACUUGUGCUGAUAGCUCGUCGUGUUUUGGCGUGUUCCACGACGAAGCUAAUAUGCACUGUGUAGGGUGCAAUAACGAAUUUCUUACUUCUUCAUCGGCCCCAUCUCUAAACGGAAUGAAGUACUUCAGACGUCAAACGUACAUGAUAGUGACUGAAGCGAAAACAUGGAGCAAGGCACGGUUACACUGUUGGAGAUUAGGGGGACAUUUAGCAGACAUUACAACAGAAAAGGAAGAACUAUAUAUAGAGGAACAAGUAUUAGACCAUACUGAAACUUGGAUAGGAGCAUCGCGUGAAGAAAUUGGAGGAAUAUUUCACUGGGAAGACGGUACACCCCUGUCUGAUCAUUAUGUGAAAUGGGGAAUAGAUGAACCAUCGGACAACCUGGAUGAGAAAAUAUGUGGCAUAGAUUAUCCAAGGGAUGUUGUAAUUCUUCAUCCAUUAGGUAGGGGUAUUACAGGACCGGACACAAGUCAUUUUGUUGUGAAACUUGAAACAUAUCUAAGAUUUCACAAUUUACCUUACAAGUCUGACUUCAAUAUAGAUAACUACAAGUUAGGUCCAAAACAGAAAGUUCCUUGGAUCGAAUAUAAUGAUGUUACACUUGGCGACUCUCAGAUGAUUAUAGAGUUUUUAAACAAGGAGUUGAAUGUGGAUAUGGAUGCUCAUCUUUCGAAGCAAGAGAAAGCGCUAGCAUGGGCAAUACAGAAAUGGAUCGAGGAAUUCAUGUAUUGGAUAAGUGUGCAAUGGACCUGGGUUUUAUUUAUAGAAGAAACAUUUCAAGAUGGUAUUUCACCCUUUCCUUUAGAUGAGAAGUCGGCGGUUAAAGUCUGGGUAGCCAAUAUGACAUAUACAGCAGGAAUAGGAAGACAUAGCGAGGAGGAAAUUCUGGAAAUAACAGUCUCAAAUUUACGAAAGUUUUCUGAUAUUUUAGGGGAAAGGCAGUACAUUUUCGGAGACAAAAUGAGCACCGUGGACUGUUCUGCAUUCGGUAUAUUAUCUCAGAUGAGAUGGUUAACCCCUAAAUCAUGCCCAUGUUAUAAGGUUUUUGAAGAUGGUGAAAUAUCUAAUGUUGUAAAAUACCUGGACAGAAUACGAGAUCAUUAUUGGCCUGAUUGGGACAAUCCAAGAUUUUAGCUGGCGCUCUUAGUCAUUGAUAUUUGUUCUUGUAAAAAUGAAAGGCAACCCAUAGCGUCUGGACGCACCUAAAUUAUUCGACACGAUAGUGUUGUCUGAUAAUGUUCUACACACGACACGUUCAGGCAGUACAUAAUUAUUCUAUAAUAUCCUCUAAAAUGAUAAAUUGUACUGUCCAGAUUAUAGAUUACAAUCGUGCAUUACAAGACUGCCAAUAAAAUGAUGCUAAAUGUAAAAAAAUAAAUGUAUCAUGUGUUUAGCUUUAAAAUAUGUUAUCUAUUGCAUGAUUUAUAUGGCAUCGUGAAAUUGAUAAAAGCAAUAAAUCGAUUAAGUGUACGUGUUUAUAGUGUGUUGUUUUUCCUUAACGUGCGGAGGCAAUUUAUCUGUUAGGUUCAUAAAUUGUUUACAAAUGCAUUUGUGUUGCCUAGUAAUUUGUUUAACAGGAAUAUUAAUGUUCUUAGUAUUUAUUUAAAUACCAGUCUUACUUUGACGUAAAUAUCGUGCAGACGGUUAUAUGUCAUGUAAGAAUUUUUGUACGU